ACGUCAGAGCUACGCAGCCGGCGCCUCGAAAGUUACGCUCGGCCUGUCACGCAGAUAUAUAUUAUAUAUCCGGCGUACGCGGUCGGGGAGCGGGAUGGCCCUGCAGCUGCGCAGUGAGGCCCGCGGGCAGUGACAGGCGCCGCGGAGAAGGCCACGCACCGGGCCGCGGCCAUGGCAGAGACCAAGGAGGUCCCAGGCGGCGGCGACGGCGGCGGCCCUGAGGAAACAGGCGGCGCCCACACUGCCGCCGCCGCCGCCUCGGAGUCGCUGAGCGCGGGGGAGUACUCUCGGCGGGUGCACCAGUGGCUGUGGGACUCUUACUGCGGCUACCUGAGCUGGCAGAGCGGCCUGGCCGCGCUCAUGGCCGGAGCCGCCGCCCCGCCUCCCGGCGGCUACUACUACAGCCCCUUCCACUACCUCCUCGCGACCCCUCCGGCUCCCGCAGCCAGCGGCCCCGCCCCACCGCGCGCGGCCCCGGCUUGGCAACCGCCCGCAGGCAGGCACGCGCCCCUGACCCAACGGGCCGCCCCCGCCCCCGCCGCCAGCUCCCUGAGGGAACCCGGCCGGCCGGCAGGUGAGAGGAGUUGAGCUGGGAAGGGACGCCGGGGCUGAAGCGGAGAGAAGGGGGCGGGGGCGGCCUGAGGGUUGGGUUUCCAUGGUGAUGUUUACGGGACUGGGGGAGGGGAGGGAGGCGCGCUGUUUGGCCUGGGGUGGGGGCGAGAAGCAACGCCUGGGAGGUGGGCUGCUUAGAAUAAGUGAAGGGGAGAGGCUUAUGGGCAGCGUUUUGGUAAAUGCUGUGGCGCCCUUUUAAAGACUUCAACAAAUCUGUCGUGGCAGAAGUUUUCCUUAACAGGAGAAAGAAACGGAACGUGGUUCUCAGUUGUUGGGCGCACACAAACACACUUGCACAAGAGAAGGAAAUGCUGUCAGCGAGGGUUUGUUUGUUAUUCUUUCACCUCGCCCUUCCUCCAGCUGGAGCCCAGGGUGGCUAACAACAAUCUUAAAAACACAAUACAGAUUUCACAAAACCGUAAUUUAAAAUAAAUAAAACAGAACGAUAACAGUGUUUGGAAUGUAAUGCAGAAGGCAAUAAACUCUCUGUUAAAAUAGCACCAGUUUUAUUUAUUAAAUACCUACCCCUCACCUCCGGGUGGCAACCCAGGGUGGCAAAAUGUUUUAACUUUACACCUAGUUGUUGGCAGUGUGGAGGGACAGGGACAACUGAAUCUCAGGAGGAAAUGCCACAAUGUUGGGGGCGGGCACUACUGAGAACUCCCUGCCUUAUGCCCCUACUCCUUGGUCUUUGCUUACCGGUGGCAUCAUGAACAAGUUCUCUCAAGCAUAGGUUGGAAGGUAACAUCACCACCACCAUCAUCAUUUUAUUUGUAUGCCGCCUUUCCAUAGUUAAAACAUUGCUCAAUGCAGUUUACAACAUGAAAAGAUUUACAUAAUUACCAACAUAACAAAAAUCAUAAACAAUAAAUAAAAUAUAUCAAAAGGUACACAGCCAAAUGGAAAACAAUUUCCACAUAAAUAAUAAAAUCUAAAACUAAAAAAUACAACAUUAAUAUCAAUUACAAUUUAAAAUGACAUAGAUAAAAAAUAAAAACAAAUUAAAAAAGGAGCCCCCUCUGUCCAGCAGCAGCAGCAGGCCUUUAUGGAGCCAGUCAGGCCCCGCCCCAAGCCAGGUGGAGAGAGGCAGGGCAGGGCCCUUCAGGCUCCCAGCAGGUCAGUCCUGGGCAGGAGCAUCUGGGGAGGUGUUCUAAAAGUACUAGUGCCAGACACCAAACCCUACAUAUAUUAAGUAAAAUAGAAACAUCCCCACCCAUCUUUCCCCCCCUCCACCGCUUUCCCCCUUUUCUUCCUAAUGUCUCAACAAAUGAAACUGAUUUGUAAAAAAUAUUACAUGGGGUGGGGGGGGAAUACGAGAGAGAGACAUUGCACAGACUUUUGUAAAUCAAGAAAAUCUUUAAUAAAUAAAUAAAUAAGUACUAGUGCCCCAGACUGUACAGGGCCUUAUAUGUCCAUACUCUUGAACUGGGCCCUGUGCAGAGUUCUUCUUGCUACCCCAUGUAAAAACAUGGCAGUGGAAUUCUUCACUAACUGCAUCUUCUGGACUAUACUGAAAGGCAGCUCCAUGUAGAGUGUGUUGCAGUAAUUCAACUGAGAGAUGGUAGAGUGUGUGUUGGUGGUCAUUGCCACCAGGCUGUCUUGGUCCACACAUGGCUGCUGGUUUCCAUUAAAGUGAAUGGGGGACAAUAGGAAUGCCAUGAAGCUGAGCAGAUGUCCCCCAAUACUACUGUAUGGGAGCAGUCCUUUAAGGAUGACCGAGAUUGUUUCAGUGCCAUACCCAGAUCUGAAGGCAAACUGAAAUUAGGUUGAAUAAUUAAUUUUAUCCUGGAAUGUCUGUAGUUGGCGAGCUGUCACACUCUGCUGUCUUGCCCAGGAAUGGGAUAUGUGACUGGGUGGUUCAGGAAGGAAUGCACUACGACUUCUAAGUAAGACAUAAUCCAUUCCCUUGGUCCACCUAAUCAAGUCCCUCCUUGCUAGAUCUUAAAAGCCAAAAUGGGCAAGGGUCAAGAGAGCAUGUGGUGGGCCUGACAUCUUCUCUUGUUCUGUUGUCUCCUCAGGCAACAAUAACUGGAAAAAAUGACAAUGCUCUAAGUACCUCUAAAGGCCUAAUCAACUGUGGUAUCAAGUUUGGAGCAGACAUUGACUUUCAAUGUGAGAUUGGUCAAUUUCCAAGUGGUUGGCCAUUUCCCCUCCAAGGCUGUGCCUCACCAAUUAUUUUACUACUAAGAAAAACUCUGCUGAGCAGUUCAUUGAGGACAGAGUGGAGGGGGAGGAGUAAGCUUGGAAUGAAAGCAAGCCCAUCUAGAGGGGUGAGCAGCUGGGUACACUUGUAGCGGCCCUUGGAGAGCUAAGUCGGCCAAGGGGCCCUGCUAUCUUAUGUAACCAGACUGGCUGAUUUUUUGAGUUUACAACUUUAUUCUAACAGGACCCCCACCCUGGCCUCAGACCAGCUGAGCCUGAUAAAAAGCCUAAUAAAUUUGUUUGUGUUUUUAAGGGGCUGCAAGAGUCUUUGUUGAUUUUGCUGCAUUCUAAGUUCCAUUGAGAUGAGUGGGGCUUGCUUUCAGGAAAUAGGUAUAGGUUGGAAUUCAACAUGUCUACCCUUCUAGAAACUUUUGGUAAAGAUAAGUAUGGAAGGGCUUGGGUGGGGCCCUUUGGAUAAGUGCAUAAGAGCAUUCCUAGACCUAAUUAAGGUAUUUCUUGGCCAGCAGCCGGUUUCCUACAAUUGUUAGUGAGAUGCCUCUGGAAAACCUACAAUGUCAUUCAGAAGUGCAGUUUGCGGUAUGAUACCGUUGCAUUGAAAUAUUUGUCAUUUCUGUAGAAACACCAAGUGCAUCUAAUGCAGAAUGUCAAAAUAAAAUAAACGCGGAAGCUCAAAUCUUGAAAUUCCAUUUUCAAGCAUUGAUUUUCAUGUUUAUUUUCAAAAGGGAAAUAUGAAAUUUAGAGUAGGAAAAAGGGUGCUUUCCAACUCAAGUGUAAAAUGUAUGUUCUUCCUCACUGCCUCCCUUUUAAAGCACAAGGAAGCAUCAGGACUAGUUGCAAAAUAGUGGCAUAAGGAUUGAUCAUACAGCUUUCAAACUAGCUAGCAAAGCUGCAGUAAGGCCUCGUUAAAAGCAACCAUUUAAUAAGUGUAUCUUACAGGUGAGAAAAACUUCAGUAUGAGAGAUAAGUGAUUAGUACAAGACCAGCCAUGGCGGAGAAUUAUUUUUGAUUGCAGAUUUACUUUCUGUUGAGAAUUAGAUUACAUUAACUAAUUCUCAUUAACUUAACUUGGAAAAAGUAUAUAAAGUGUAUUGAUUAGAUCAGCAUACAAUUACAGCUCAUUUUAAAAUAUGUAAAUAGAAAUAGUAAAGUUCAUUAAGAGAAGAAAUAGAAUUGAAUAUAAGUAGAAAGAUCAUUUUUAAAAUAACCAUUUAACACUGUAAUUGUCAAUUAAACUAAACACAAGUUCUUUAUUAGCACAUUAGUUUCCACACAUGUAAUUUGAAUCCCUUGAUCCCUACAAAUCAGCCAGAUAUCUACAAAUAGAUCCAAAGUCUACUUUCCCUCCAUCCCAACCCUAGAUGGUUCAUGGCAAGGCCUCUGUUAUCUGUUAAUAGCUCAAGUAUUAUUGCAGCAGACCUCGUGCCAGGAUAGCAUGGCAUGGGAGAAGACUAUCAGGCAGUCUUUUUUUGUUGCUUCUCAGCACUUUGUUUUCACUUGAGAACGUUGGUUCACGUAGUAAUGAUUAUAUGGUGGUAAAUUUCCAUUAAGCUGGUGUGGUUUCCAGUUGUGUCUAUGUGUUUUCGUGCAUUAUACAUACUUACAACUAUAAUAUUGCAUCAUUUGCCAUUGGUUAUGUAAAGUGAAGGGACACGGGUGGCGCUGUGGUCUAAACCACAGAGCCUAGGGCUUGCCAAUUGGAAGGUCAGUGGUUCGAAUCCCCACAACGGGGUGAGCUCCCGUUGCUCGGUCCCAGCUCCUGCCAACCUAGCAGUUCAAAAACACAUCAAAGUGCAAGUAGAUAAAUAGGUACCGCUCCAGCGGGAAGGUAAACGUCAUUUCCAUGUGCUGCUCUGGUUCGCCAGAAGCGGCUUAGUCAUGCUGGCCACAUGACUCAGAAAAACUGUCUCUGGACAAACAUCGGCUCCCUCGGCCAGUAAAGCGUGAUAAGCGCCACAACCCCAGAGUCGUUCGCGACUGGACUUAACUGUCAGGGGUCCUUUACCUUUACCUUUUAUGUAAAGUGAAAUAUAAUAAGCCUAUCUUGUGCACAUUGCACCUUUUUUCAAGCUGUUUAUUUUGUAUUAAUGCUAUACUAUUGAAUACUCUUGUUUUUAAAAAACAGGUCGUGAAUAUAUUAUCCCAUCCUUGGCUCACAGGUUUAUAGCAGAGAUGGUGGACUUCUUCAUUCUUUUCUUUAUUAAAGCAACCAUAGUUUUGAGUAUUAUGCACCUCAGUGGAAUAAAGUAAGUUUUAUAAUACAUAAUAUAGAAAAUGUUAUAAUUUCUUCUCCUCUUAACUGUGCUCUUCUUUUCAUUGAAUUAGAAAAACGUAUAACAGAACUAGUCCAUUUCAAAUUGCAGGUGGAGGCUGAAUGACUGAAUGUUCUUCAUACCAAAAUAAAUCCCUGAACAUAGAAAACUUAUAUGUUAAAGGAUCUAGCCAAGUUUCCUCCCUGCCAUACUAGGUUUCUAGGUGUAGAACUAUUUUUCCAUGUAGGAACACUCAUGAAUGAGUUUUUUCAAAUAUUUUGAUACAUUUUAAUUUGGUGCUGUGGUUUAAAAAAAUGUUAGUUGCUUUGAGCCAAAAAAUGUUUCUUUAUUAAACAACAAACUAAUAUGAUAAUAAUACUUUGUAUAAGCUUAAAUUUAGUUGUACCCUAUUUCUCAAGCUUUGGAGUUGCAGCAAAACUCAAGUCAUACUUCAAGAUUUAGUAAAUACAGUACUUGCUAAAUGAGUGCAAUAGUCCUUGGGUAUAGGUGGCUUUUGACUUAAUGAAUAUUGUUUCCUUAUAGAGAAGUAUAUUGGAAAAUUAUCUUCAUCUUUUUAAAAAUUAUAGAAUACUUGUUUGCAUCUCACCUAAUGUUUUUUAACAUGGCAUUUUUAAAAUAAUUGUAUAGCUUGAUAAAAGUUGAAAAGUUGGUAUUGGUUGAUAUAAAAUAUUUAGGUUUUUCAGAUGGGGUUUGCUUACCUCAAAAUAAUUAACAUAAUCCAGCAUUUUUGUACACUUUGAAGUAUUUGUAACAGUUCACAUACACUACCAUAUUUUAGACUGUACAACUUCCCCGUGUUGGAGGAAGUUUGGAGGAGAAGAUGGAGUAUUUUUAUCCAUGAAUUUUGAGGCUGAGAGUUUGGCUUGCCUAAGGUUACACUGUGAAGUUCAUGACACAGGCAAGAUUAGUCCUGGGGAUGUCCUACCAUAUACUAUCUCUCAUGAUUUUGUAGAUGUGGAAUUGUGCUUUUAGAUGCGAAAUAAGCAUAUUUUCUACAUGAAUUGAAACUGUUGCCAAGAGCGAGUAGCAUCCAGCUUGUGUAAUCUAAAUACAGUUGGGACUGGCUGAAAUAGAGACACAACUUGUCAUGGGUGUAGUCAGGAUUUUUGUUGUGGGGGAGCAGAACCUCAGUUAUUUAAGUAUUUUUUAUUGAUUUUUCUUGAUGGAGGGGCAGCUGCCCCCCUUGGCUACACCCGUGCAACUUAAUUCUGAUUCCUUAGUCACUACUCAAUUCUAUUCAGUUAAAAUUCCCAUCAGGUGAAAACAUUUGACAGGAAAGUGGGGAUUGAAUAGAAGCAUCUAUACUGUAGUGUGAUAUUGUAUGAUUACAAUUAUUGUAUUGUAUGAUUACAAUUAUUGUUAUUGAUUACUAAAAUGAUUUUUUUUUGGUGCAGGGAUAUAUCCAAGUUUGCCAUGCAUUACAUCAUAGAGGAAAUAGAUGAAGACACUUCCAUGGAAGAUUUGCAGAAAAUGAUGAUAGUGGCCCUUGUCUACAGAUUGCUAGUCUGCUUCUAUGAGGUAUCUAAGCCUUAACUACACGUUCAGUAGUGAAGAGUGAGAACAUAUGUCUUAAUCCUUAGUGAGCUUAAACUGACACAGAUAAUGAGAACUUUUGGAAAAGUCACCGAUAUACAAAAUGAAUUCCUAUUUUAUGUUACAUUCUAGUGUGACCAAGAAGCAGAAGCCACUAUCUACAUAGUCUCUAGGGUUAUUGAGUUGCCCAGGACAGGGAGCAGGUUAUCCCUCCCUCUUCAGUUAUAUCCCCAGUUACAAAACAUGUUUUGAAGUUCUUCUGGUUUCAUCAAGUUAGCUUCAUUUUUAAAGUGUUUGCAUUUGGAAGGUUUUGCAAGGUAAAAUAUUGUUUCCUGGCGACAAAAUUUGAAAUGGCAUUUAUUUUCAGAUUAUUUGCAUUUGGGGAGCAGGUGGAGCAACCCCAGGGAAAUUUCUGCUUGGGCUUCGAGUUGUGACAUGCGACACAUCUGUACUUAUUGCACCAAGUCGCGUGUUAGUGAUUCCAUCUUCUAAUGUGAGCAUGACAACGUAAGUUAACUUUUUUGUAUCACUAUUAUGUUGAUACAGGUAGUGGUUCAUCAAUUUUUUCUAGUUACAUUGAAUAAAUAGUUAUUUUUUCCUUCGUUCAAUAGAGCCUUUCGAUAAGGUCUUUUGCCCACCUCCACUUUAAUUUCAAGGUGGCAUACAGCCUAAUUAAACUUUAUACAGUAAGAUUUUUUAACAAAAUAAGCCAACAAUAGAGACAGCUGGCAUUGAAAACAACAAGCACUAUAAAGACAUUUUUAAAAACCACAUACAUCAGUAGGCAGAACUUAUUUUAUUUUUGAACUAAUAAUAAGACUAACCUCUAACUUGAUACUUUAGUGGGCAAUCCUAUGGCAAGUUCUGCUGGAAUGACUAGCUUAAGAUUCAAUAGAUUUCGGGCUUAGCUGGUUGAUCCCUGGCUCAGCUGGUGUUAAGUCCCUAACCCUGAACUCUGUCGAAGAUACACCACCGUAACUUGUUCAUCCUAGUUCAGCUGGUGCUCAGACGGCACUCAACGGGCUGAGCUGAAGGUCAUUGGGCCAAGGCUGGUGUAAGCCCCCAAAAGGGGGAUUCCAGGGGUAUGGUGCGACCAGAUUGGGGGGCUUCAGCUGGAUCCUAAGCUCAUUCAGUUCAAUCACAUGACCUGGCAACCCAGCAUAGAAAACUAUUUUAAAGGCAAGUUUUCCCUUUACCAGGCUUUGGCAGAGCAGCAGUAUCCCUGCAGCUGAACAGGGUUUGGAUCCAGUGUAACUUUGCAUCAGCUUUACUUACACUGGCUUUCUUUUUGCCAGCUUCUUGUGCGUAGGAUUGUUCCCUUCAUUGUCAUCUAACAAUUUAUGAGGAAGAAAGCUUGGUUAUUUAUAACUCCCUGAAUUACUGUUCUGAUUUUUAUCCUUAUGAGGUACAACAAUCAGAACCGUACAGGGUAUUCUAUGGUGCGACAAUGCUUGUCUUUGUAUAAAGGCAUUAUAAUAUUGAAUCCUUUACUAAUGAUCUCUGGUUGAUUUUCCUGGAGAAACGGUGUUUGAAUAUUUAAUGAAUGGAAGAAAUAUGUUAGUAAAACACAAAAUACUAGUUGUGCAGCAGUACACCAGCUGUGAAGGGGGAACAUGGCUUUGGUGUGGCUAUGUUAAGAGUGGAUUCUUCAAACUAGGACUAAUAUCCUUGAUUCUGAAGGUAACAAUAGAAAAUUUGUCUUAAUGAAAGCUGAUGUGUAUCGGUUCUCAGAAAUGGGAAAUUAUUCUGAGAGUGGGGUUGGUUUUUUUGUUUUUUUUAGCAGUUGUAUAACUCUUGUCAAAAUAACUCGUUUACAGAACUGAAGAGAUGACAUAUAAUUUCUUUUCUUUCCAGAUCCACAAUACGAGCUUUGAUCAAGAAUUUUUCUAUUGCUUCCUUUUUUCCUGCAUUCAUUACCCUGCUGUUCUUUCAGCAUAACCGAACAGCCUAUGAUAUUGUAGCAGGAACAAUUGUGGUAAAACGAAACGGUGUCAGAUGAUACACAAGGAAGCCAGGAUUCUACUGUUCAAAUGUGCUGAUGACAUCUGGUGGAUUUCUGAAUCUGUCACUCCAGAACAGUGCCAAUGAUGACACUGAACUUUUUUUUUAAUUCCAGCAGUGCCAUAAACAUUGGAGAAAAUGGCACUGAUAUAAUUUGAGAGUAUUUGAACUGAUCAAGAGAAUUAGUUAUCUUCAAAAGCUAUUGGCAGCCUAUGGUCAGAGUGUCUUCUAGUGUAUGAGAAAUGCUAGUUCUACAGUGAGGGUCCUAUAGCAAAAGAGAGACUUAUUUUUCAUGAACACUCAAAACUAUUACAGGAGAUAACCAAAGGGAUUAUAGUGUUUGCGGCAAAUUGCUAGAAGUUACAUAAUGCUAUGGUGGGAGACUUGAGUUGCCACUUUAUAAAAGCCUUAUCAUGAAUUUCUCAUGCAAACAUUGUAUUUUAAUACUCAAAAGUUUUCUUUAAACAUCUUGUGUAUCUUGCAUGAUGAAGCGAUCUUGAACACAAAUCCAGUAACUUAAUAUGUGCUAUAUCAUGGAAGGCAGAUAAUUCUGGUAUUGGUAAACUGGUAUAUAUUGGAGUUCUGGCAGUAUUACUAUAGGGAAUAGAUGCAAAUUACAUGUUAAUCACUGCUUAGGAUAAGGAAAAGUUUGAUUUCUCUCUCCUCCCCCUCCCCCUCCCCCUUUGUAAGAGCACAGAAAACUUAAACUAGUGCAAAAAGGAGAAAAACAAAGCUUCAGAUUUGUUUAAUGAGAACCACAGUAAGUUUGAGAUACGAGCAAAAGGAAGUUUAUGCAUAGCCUUUUGCACCAUUUUAUAACAAAAUAUUUUUUUUAAAAAAUAGCCAGUAACACUAUCGCUAAAGCAAUAGAGAAUCUGUGUGAUCUUUGAAAAAUCAAAUAUAAAUAGGUGCACUUUCACUUUAUCUGGUUGUGUGCCUAGAUAAUUUAAAUUAUCCUUAUUGAACAAAGCAUAUUUUGCAUGAUUUAUUUUUACAAAUAGAAUAUUAGCUGAAUAGCACAUUGGUAUCAAGUUUUUAUGGCUUGGCAAACUUUAAAAAGUAUUACCAUUCUCCCUUAAUCUUCUGUUCCCUUAAGAUCAAAUACUAUGUAACCAGAACACAAUGUUUCUAUUAAUUUGUUUCUGGUCAUUUGAUAAGGAACUAACUUAUUGUAAUGGGAUAUUGCUGAUUUUUUUUUAAAAAAAACCACGUCUUUUAAAAAUGUAAUUAUUAUAACAUACACUGGUGUUUUCAAGUUAUUGCAGUAUCUCAAUUUAAGGAAGUUCACAACUGAGCCAUUGGUUUAGUUUUGGAACUGGUGUACAAUGGUGUCGUGAGAUUCAGAUUCUUGUCCAUGUACAUAAGCAGGGAUCUCAAACUUGACAGAUCAUAUGGCUACAGUGGUGACUUUCCAAAUGUAACAGAGUAUCAUAAAUAUUCUUCUAAUUAGACAAACAGUUAAGAGGGAAGGGCUGCUGUUCAAUAGAGAGCAGCAAAGAAAUAUUAUUUCUUGCCUCACAGGAAUUUUGAGAAGUCCUGUGUUCAAAUAAAGAUGACUGUGCGAGAGCCUCUUGGAGGGGAGAUCAUACAGGAGUAAGUACUUAACAUUUCUCCUAAAAUACAUUUCUGGAAGGGUUAAAAGUUUGUGCCACGGCUGCUUCCUUAACUCGUCUCUUUCCAUCUUUCUGAAUGAAUUAAUUUUCAGGCUGAAAAAUCUGCAAGUAGUCUUGCUGCUACGGUUUGCAGCACUGAACAUAAAUGCAUGUUGAGGAAGGCCUACUUACAGGAGAGCACUGAUGGAUUGGGAGAUUUACCACACCCACUUGUCUUAUGGCAAAUAUCCUAUUCCUUAGAACUAAAGAACCUAUGAGCCAAUUGGCAGGCAAUGCUAAGCUGAACUAGUUUAGCAUGGGUGUCUUGAAGAGAUCUUGGCCACUGCACUUCUCUGCUUCUCCCACACCCUGCUAAUGCAUGCUUUGGGUGUGGAAUGUCAUUCAGACCUCAAGCUGUAACCAAGGUUUGUUCAUGUUUAGCUUUAGGUUCCUGUCUUCAUUAAUUAUAACUUAGCACCAAUACAGUCCCUCUGAGAGAACUGCUGGGCUGACGAAUCAAUUAAGCUCUAUGAAUCAAGUAGUAAGAGGUAGCUCCACACAGCAUUGCUGAAUUAUGUGCUACUGUAGUUUAUCCUAGCUUAAUUAAAGCUGAUAUCAAUUGGGGAUAGCAUGUCUGCUUCUGGUGUGAUAAGAUCAUUCAGUUACUUCCAACAGCAAGGGAUAGCAGAAUUGACUACCUGCAGAGUAGUCAGGCCCAGAACAGUGAACCAUGUGGAAAAUCAUGGAGUGGAGCUCUGACUAGUGGAAGUCACAGUCCAUCUGGAUGUGAAAAAGGUUGUUACCAGUUCAAGGAUUGUGGAUUUUGACUUUAUGUUUGCACUACCCUUCUGUGUUGCAUUUAACUUGUAAGGUGUUUUUUGCACACAGUUCCAUCAAUUGAAGGGUACGUUUCUACACUUUUAGUUAAGCUGAGAGAGACACAGUAGUAGCAGCAGCAGCAGCAGCAGCAGCAGCAGCAGUAUUAUCAGUUGUAGAGCACAAAGGACACAAACUGCUUUGAUCAACUAUUUUAGUAAUGAAUACUGCAGUACUUGUGUUACUAGAUAUUAUAAAGAUUAAUUAAGCCAGCAUUUAAACUGCCUACAUGAUUGCUUUUUUAUACUUUGGGUAUGUGUCUUUAUGUUGCAUUUAUCAAGUUGUUGCUUUGUUGCUCAUAGCUGAGUAUUACAUAUUUUAGGCUUUAAAACCCCACAUUUUUCAGUGAAAGCUGCUAAUUACUGACUGCUGGGGCUGAUAAAUUUAUUAUGGUCAUAUGUUAUUUUAAAAGGUGCUUCAUAAAUCCAUCUUUGUUUCUAGACCCUUGGCUCAUAAACUAAUAGUUUAGUUGCAUUACUCUUGAGCCACCAUGCUUCAAAAGGUCUCAGGAACACCAGAAUGGAAAGGUUACAAGUUUUUUUUACCUGCCCCCAAGCAUAUACAAAAAAGCCAGCCAGACAUGGAGUUGUGCAUAUUGCGAAAGCAGGUUCUACGUCACAAAGUAAAUUGCCCACAACUGGCAACUGCUCCUUGACUUCCCACAUCCCUUUCCAAAAGGGAGUAAAUGUGUUCAGCCACUUAAGUUAUUUUUCUUUAGGCUAUCAAACAUGCUAGAAACCCAUCCCUGAGGACUGCUAGGAUAAAAGCAAAAUACGUGGGACAAAAUGUUCUUUGUUUUGAGGACUUUGGCCCCUGCAGCAGAGGAUUAGGGCAAGAGAAAACAAUGGAGAAUGGUUUGCUCAAUGGUGAUAAUGCAAGCUGUUGGAAAAACAUAGUUGAAAGGUGCUUAUCCAGUUUUUUUUGAGGCAUGUAUAUAAACCUAAAGACCUACUAGCCUUAAGAUAGCAGGAAAGGGGAGAAAUGAGCACAAACCUCCUGACUGGAACUCUUGAAGGGUUCUGUGGACCUGCAUAUGGGACUGCAGACCGCAAAGAAGAAGAACCUCUUAUAAACCAAGCUGAGACUGUUAAUCAAGGUACCUGCGAUCGUUUAUCUUUCACUUGCUGCCAGUUACUUGGCAGUAACUAUUUUAAUAAAGACAUUAUUGUUGCUGGUUUAUUACGUAUGACUGCAAGGUAAAGUGUAUUCAAAUGCUCCAGACAACUGUGUUUAGCCCUCUGGGUUUUGAAGUUCAGGCACCCUGUUAUUAGCACAAUAACAGAUGCAUUUAAUUUACAUUGAUCAGCAUUUGUUAACUGUAAAUAUAAGACGUAUAUCCUACUAACAGAGAAUUUGUAGAUUCUUGUAAGACCAUGUGCUUAUAUUAAAAUUCACCACAAACAUAUUUCCAUAAUUUUUAUUGAUGGCAUUUAUCCCAUGGUUUAACAUGUUAAUUAUACUGUAAUAAACAUGGCUUUAAUAUUAAACUUUUCCUUAUUAUCCAAAGUCACCAGAGUCCAUUUCCGUAAAUAUAAAAAUAUAUACUUAACACUUUGUACAAUACUGGUUUUUGGUCCAAACAAAAAUGGAUCAGAAAAGCCAAUAAACUCACUUUAAGAAUUCCCAAUUUUAAAGGUCUUUAAUGGAUUUAGGCAACUUUGAAUAAUGAGAUUUACAUAAUAAAAUCUGAGACAAUACUAAACAAAAAUUUGCUGUAACACACAAAAUUAAAAUUUCAAGUUCACAGAUCUGUUAUGUAAAAGUACAUUGAGAAACUGAAUUGUAUUUACACAUUUGUUUCAUAAUAAAAUAUUGAAAAAGCGAGACAGGUGAUAAGGAGUAAGAAUGAAAAUAGAAAGAGCAUCUAAUUAUUGAAUGAAGUACUACUGAUCUAACUAGUCCUUAGCAUGGACCAUUCUUUAAUCAUUCUUCCUCUAUCAGAAAUUUUUAGUGCACAAUACACGCAACUCGCUCACUUCACACAUACAUCAGCACAAACUCCGCAUAGAAACCACUCAUUAUCCACAUUCUCUACUCUAUACAGACUCCCCUCUGAUAUAAUUACAAUUUCGAGGUGUCAGUAAACGCAGAUGAGCGCACAAAGUGGUGCAAACAGAGGUAUUAUACGAAGCCAUUCGCUGUGCAGGCUAUAUUUAUAUCUAUAGCCAGACCAUGCCAAGUCAGUGGAAACUCUUGGAUUCUAAAAUAGUUUUGCUUAAGAUCCUCCCUGCCACCAACUCUUAAUUAUUUAAAAAACCUAAAUGGGGAGGGGAAAAAGCGAGCAGAGUUUAGGCAGACCUGGCUUCAGCUAAACCCAGCAUGAGGUACAAUUCAGUAAUUGAACAAUGCAGGGCAACCAGCUGUGGGUAAGAAAACUGCUGUCUGUAACAAUCAUUAAUAUUUUAUUUUCUACGUCUAACAGCUGUCUUUAUCUUCCGAACAGGCUGCGAAGAUCCAGAUGUGGAGAAUAUAUUUUUCCCAUUAUUCCUGCUUUAGGGAGGAAAAGAAUUAAACAUGAGGAACUUAAAAGUGAUAGUCAUAUGUCUUAAAGCUUCUAAUAUUGUGGAACAAAAAUGGAAAAAAAAAUCCACUGUAAAAAACCAGGCACUUGAGUAAGUAUCCCAUAGAUCAUUUACUAAAUACAUCAUUUUUUAGAGAUUAUGUCACUCAGUUAAGGAGUUGUAAUCUAAACUUUUGUUUCAAGGAUAGCUGCAGGCGUAUAAUUGAUCUGAAAGGCUUAAUGCCAUCAGCUUUAAAUAUUCAUUUCCAAUAGCCACAGUUAGAUUGAAAUUUAAAUUUACAGCAAAUCUGUAGAUUCAAUUAAUGCAAAGUUCAUCCUGCCUCCCACCCCGGCAAUGCUAUUCAGUAGUGUGGAAUUCCCAUAGAUGUACCUGAAAAUGAUUCCCUUACAUUACAACAUGUGCAUGGAAGCACUAGGAGAUUGCACCUUCAAUAUAUAUACACCCUGCCACACUAUCAUGCCAAGUCUUAACCCCUUCUUACCCUGGGUUAAAUGAUGAAGGCUGGGUGAAUGAAAAUCCCGAAGAGCCACCUGCAGGCUGUGCUGGAGCACCAGAAGCUGCACCAAAGGUAAAUACUCCUGGGCUGUUGCCUGUAAAGUUGAAAUUAGUACUACUUCCGAACUGGAACACCGGGCCUAAGAGAGCGAGAUAACCAAGACUUAGCCUCUUGGAUGAAAAGCAUUGUUUCGCAAUUAUCUGUCUAUGGGGAACUUUAAUUUCUUAAGAAGCACUAAAUAGGUGAUUAAAAAGAAGGAGAAUGCAAGUAUAGUAGUUCACAAAGCAACUACUGCAUUGCUGGAGUGCACCAAUAUGAUAUUCUGGAUUCCACAGAGCUAAAUCUAAAAUAAUAAUAAUAAUUAAAAAAAAAUGUUCAAGAGCAGCACACACAUUUAUUUAACAAGACCUUCCGAUGCUACAUGGCAAAACUCUUCUGAAACCAAUGCAACCUUCAAAAGCAGUUUCUAAUAC
Podarcis lilfordi (Lilford's wall lizard) is the source of this 14538-nucleotide messenger RNA. The record is from the annotation of a GenBank genome assembly. NCBI's taxonomy places the organism in Eukaryota, Metazoa, Chordata, Lepidosauria, Squamata, Lacertidae.